GUCAUGGCUAGGAAGCGCAAAGCAUCGCCCCGGCCAGCCGCUGCCAGGAAGAGACGCUCCGGAGGCUUGAGUGCAUCAAGGGGCGAGCCCGACGAGGAGGAGUGUGAGUAUGACAUUGAAGAGAAGAAGCCUGGUAAAAAGGAGAAUGACUCAAAAGCUCUAGAUGGGAAGAAGGAAGAAGAUUCCAACUCAGCAAAUAAGCGAUCAAAACAAAAAAGGGCAAAUUCUCUCGUAAAAGAAAGCAAAAAAACUACUAGAAAUAAAGGGGAUCAUAACAAAGAGGAAGCAUGCAGUGACUUGCUGAAGCCCUCACAAAAAGAGGUGAAGUUGAAAAGUGAAUCUCCUCUUAAAAAAGAGAUGGAUGAAGACAAUAAUGAUGAUGAGGAAGAUGAUGAUGAUGAAAGUGAAGAUGAAUGGGAGGAUGUGGAAGAACUCCAGGAACCUGUCACUGAUAAAUUAGAAGCUACUGCUCUUCCAGCAGAGGUGCUGCCAAGCAAUCCUGUUGAGAUAGAGAUUGAAACCCCUGAGCAGGUGAAGAAAAGAAAGAGGAGAGAAAAAAUGAGAGCCGAGUUUGAGAUAUAUCUUCGGAGAAUAAGGAAGCGUUUCAGCAAGGAGGUUCGUGAGGACACGCAUAAGGUUCACCUCUUGUGUUUAUUAGCAAACGGUUUCUAUAGAAACAGGAUCUGCAACCAGCCAGAUCUUCAUGCCAUUGGUCUAUCUGUCAUCCCUACCCACUUCACAAAAGUGCCUGCAAGCCAAGUGGACUUUCUCUACCUUUCCAACUUGGUAAAAUGGUUUGUGGGAACCUUCACUAUCAAUGAAGAGCUUUCCACUGAAAAAGGAGAGCCCCUUCAGUCAACCUUGGAGCGGCGCUUUGCCAUCUAUGCUGCACGAGAUGAUGAAGAGUUGGUUCAUAUAUUUUUAAUUAUUCUGAGAGCAUUACAGCUGCUCUGUCGGCUUGUGCUGUCUUUUCAGCCUGUUCCUCUUAAGGAGACAAAAGCAAAGGGAAAAAGCUCAUCCAAGAGACAGUCUCUCAGCAGUACCUCUGAGGGGCAGAAGAGCUCUGUCUCAACACCCAAAGGCGUGGCAAAAAAAUGCCCCUGCAGAAAAGACAAGGAGGAUGAGAAAUCCUCAGAGAGCAAAGAAAGCAGAGAACCAGAGAAACCCAAAACUGCUCAGACACGCAAGUCAAAGUUGACUACAAGCAGCCAGGAACAGAAGGAAUCUAAUAACGAGGAGGGCAGUUUAGCAGGAAAAGAUGUGCCAGUCAGGCCUAAAAAUGAUCGCCGGAGACGAGUUGCCUCCAAGGUGUGUUACAAAGAAGAAAGUGGAAGUGAUGAGGGCAGUGUUUCAGAGUUUGAGGUUUCAGAGGAGGAGAGCAAUCUCUCUGAUGAGGAUUUUGAAACUGUCUCUAAAAGGCGGAGGAGCUCACUGGGCUCCCAGAAUUCAAAGCAAACAACUGUAAAAAACCCAAAGACCAAGACUUCAGAAUCAAGGCCAUCCAAAACUUCGUGUGGCACUGAACCUAAGCCAGCAAUAAGUACAGCUCCAGCCUUGCCUCGUGGACAGAGAAAGAGAAACAAAAUAAUUUCUAGUGAUGAGGAUGAUGGAGAGCAGGAGGUAAGGAAAGUGAUGGGCACAGACCAGUGGCUGGAGGUUUUCCUUGAACGUGAGGACAAGUGGGUGUGUGUAGACUGUGUCCAUGGCAGCGCUGGCCAGCCCCAGCAGUGCUUCAAGUAUGCCACAAAGCCUCUUUCCUAUAUUGUGGGAUUUGACAAUGAUGGGAGUGUCAGGGAUGUGACCCAAAGAUACGACCCAGUGUGGAUGACUGCAACAAGGAAGAGUCGUGUGGACCCUGAGUGGUGGGAAGACACACUGCAGCCGUAUAAGAGUCCUUAUCUGGAAAGAGACAAGAAGGAGGAAAAUGAGUUUCAAGUUAAGCUUCAAGAUCAGCCUCUACCAACAGCAAUUGGAGAGUACAAAAACCACCCUCUUUAUGCACUGAAGAGGCACCUCUUGAAGUAUCAGGCAAUCUAUCCUGAGUCAGCUGCUAUCCUAGGGUACUGCAGGGGAGAGGCUGUCUACUCCAGAGACUGCGUACAUACCCUGCACUCCAGGGACACUUGGCUGAAGCAAGCUCGAGUGGUGAGGAUUGGAGAAGUGCCUUACAAGAUGGUGAAAGGCUUUUCCAACCAGGCGAGGAAGGCACGCCUUGCAGAGCCUGCAAACCGAGACAAAGAGGACCUGGCACUCUUUGGUCGCUGGCAGACGGAGGAGUAUCAGCCGCCUAUAGCAGUGGAUGGGAAGGUUCCUCGGAAUGAAUAUGGAAACGUCUAUCUCUUCCUACCAUCCAUGUUACCCAUUGGCUGUGUGCAGCUGAGACUCCCAAAUCUGAACAGAUUGGCACGGAAGUUGGACAUUGACUGUGCUCAAGCCAUCACUGGAUUUGAUUUUCAUGGUGGCUACUCACACCCUGUUACCGAUGGCUAUGUUGUCUGUGAGGAGUAUAAAGAGGUCCUCAUUGCUGCCUGGGAGAAUGAACAAGCAGAAAUAGAAAAGAAAGAGAAGGAGAAGCGUGAGAAAAGAGCUCUGGGGAACUGGAAGCUGCUGACAAAAGGACUUCUCAUCAGAGAGCGACUGAAGCAACGCUAUUCCAUCAAGACCGAACCAUUCGCACCCCAGAGAGAGAAAGGAGAGGGAUCCUCUUUGGAUGAUGAAGAAGGUCCAAGUUCAGAGACUGCAAUAGGGAGCACAGCCAUUUCUUGGCCCCAAAAUCGCCAGUUAGAGAAAAAAAAUGAAGAGAAGACAACCAGAAAGAGCAAGCGAGAAAAGAAAGGAGAAGCAGCACAGUUAUUCCCUUUUGAGAAACUGUGACUUUAUUUCCAGAUAGAAGAACAAUAGUCACAAUAAAAGUAUCCUUUGCCCAUGAAGGACUUAGACUUCUGUGCACUUGUGCUGCUGAGCUAUCAGGGAAUCAACCUAAUUCAGUUAUCAAGAGUUUUAUUUUGCUGUCACAGGUAAUUAGAUUAAUCUGUUUAUCACUGGAUUUCCAAAAAGCAGAUACGCAGUUGCACCUUCUAAGAUCACUUUUUGCACCCAGGGAAUUCUUGUAAAUGUUAACCAGUACCUAAGCAUUUAAAAACUGUUGACAGAGGAAUGUUAAAUCUACACAAGCUUUUUCUGCUGUUUUCUAAUAGAAAUGGUGAUCUGUCUUCAUUAUUUUUAUAACUAAACUGCACUGACACUGUCUCUUCAAAAAUAGAGGGGAAUAGACUCUAGUCAUUGCUGGACAUUGUCACAGAGGAGAAUGGCUUACAUUUAAUUAUGUUCAAAAAACUUCUAUUUUUGUACUGUAUAUGUAGAACAAAAUAAAGUAUUAAAAAAAAACAACAAAACCCAGAACCUCUCCAUUACUCUUCCUGUGGGGCCAGUACGUUGUUCUCUGAGCAGCUCUGUUUCCCUCAAAGAACUCUCACACAAGGAUAAGAGCACACUGCAGUUAUUUCCAGAAAUCACAAAUUGGGUCCCAGGAUAUCCCAGAGCUGGCUGCUUGUGAAUUGUUUUGGCUACCAAAUUCUAAAUAAAUUUUAAAAAACAACCCAAGUCAAAGGCUUAGGGAGUAGGCAUGACUUGUAUAAAAGGCUUCAAGAAAAAUUCUAAAUCUUGCAUGAGCUGGUAAAAACAGCAGAGGGCACAAAGCACAUAAUUCCUUCUGUAUUAGUCAUGCAGGAUAUGCCCUAAGAUGAGCACUUCGAAUGGAUGGGCCCACAUCCAGCUUCCGCUGGCAGAGGUAAUUUUUCAUCUGCUUAAAAUGGGAGCUGGUACCAGCUGUACCAAAGUGAUUCUGUGCUUCCUAGCUUGGGAUGUGCAGCACAGAAAAGGAAUUAGGAGGCUAGAGAGUUUAUAUAGUCAGCAGAGAGAAACAUCUUCAGAGGGC
Molecule: messenger RNA, 3937 nt
Organism: Indicator indicator
Lineage: Eukaryota; Metazoa; Chordata; Aves; Piciformes; Indicatoridae
Gene: XPC
Product: XPC complex subunit, DNA damage recognition and repair factor
Exons: 16
Coding region: 4-2874 (956 amino acids)
Biological process (GO): mismatch repair; nucleotide-excision repair
Cellular component (GO): XPC complex; nucleus; nucleotide-excision repair factor 2 complex
Molecular function (GO): damaged DNA binding; single-stranded DNA binding
Source: RefSeq, a predicted model, not a curated record